Messenger RNA from Stereum hirsutum FP-91666 SS1, 1956 nucleotides. RefSeq names its product ARM repeat-containing protein. Gene Ontology annotation, cellular component: nucleus; cytoplasm. The transcript is spliced from 14 exons. Gene Ontology annotation, biological process: protein import into nucleus. The record is from RefSeq and is a predicted model, not a curated record. NCBI's taxonomy places the organism in Eukaryota, Fungi, Basidiomycota, Agaricomycetes, Russulales, Stereaceae. The annotation marks the transcript as partial. Gene Ontology annotation, molecular function: nuclear import signal receptor activity.
GUUCGACACGCAGCCCUCACAGCCGCCGUCUCCUACCUCUCGGCCCUUUCGCCACACGCGCUGCCCCACGCCCUCAAAUUAAUGUAUCCAAUCCUCGACACCCUCCCUUCUCUCCCCGCCUCCCAGCUCCCUCGGUUCCUUAUCACCCUAACCCCACUUGCCACCUCUUCUCCCUCCCUCUUCGCACCCCAUCUCCCCGCCCUCCUUCGCUGGCUCCCCGGUCUCAUCCUUCCCAGUGCCGACCCAGGCCCCACACCCACCGUUGCUCGUCCCUUCCCCUCCUCUUCUUCCGGCCCCUCCUCCGGCGCGUUCACAUUCCCACCAUCUCCGUCCCAUCUUUCUCCCCACUCCCACUCCUCCGGCGCGGAAGACGACCCGCAAGACGAACAGGACCUCGAAGCGGAGGAGGUGAGGAAGGCCGCGCUGGAAUUUAUGAUCAGCUUGAGCGAGGCGAAACCGGGGAUGGUGAGGAGGACGGAGGGAUGGGUCCAGCUUUUGGUUAGGGGGUGUUUGGGCGGGAUGGAGGGUAUCGAUGGAGGGGAGGAGGAGUUGAGCGGGUGGUUGGAGGCUGAUGUGAGUUUUUUGUCUUUCUUUUCUUUCGAACAGUCGCUCGACAGGCUCGCGUGCGCGGUCGGUGGGAAAGCGGUGCUGCCCGCUGCGUUCCAGUUGAUUCCCGGCAUGUUGGCCAGCCACGAUUGGAGGUUGAGAUAUGCGGGCUUGAUGGCCAUCGCGGCGGUAGGCGAGGGAACGAGUAAGGUGAUGCAGAAUGAGCUGGGGAAGGUGGUCGACUUGAUCCUCCCGCUCUUCAGCGAUCCUUAUCCGAGAGUGCGAUAUGCCGCUUGUCAAUGGGUCGGCCAGCUCUGUACAGAUCUCGAGGAAGUCAUCCAGGCGGAGUACCAUCAGCAACUGUUUUCCGUGCUCAUCCCUACGCUUGAAGCUCCCGAGUCGAGAGUACACGCCCACGCCGCAGCCGCCCUCAUCAACUUCUGCGAAGGAGUCGAGCGCGACACGCUUAUCCCCUACCUCGAUCCUAUCGUCGAGCGCCUCCUCAAACUCCUUAAUCCUGCUGGCCUCUCUUCCGCGAACGCAGAUGCGAAUGGGGCUGGGAACGAGAAUGGGACGGGCGUGAAGAGAUAUGUGCAGGAGCAGGUGAUUACGACGUUGGCGAUGGUUGCGGAUGCGAGUGAGGCUACGUUUGCGAAGCAUUACUCGAGCAUCAUGCCUUUGCUCCUCAAUGUCCUCAAGAAUGCGAAUGGACCGGAGUAUAGGAAGUUGAGAGUCAAGGCGAUGGGGUGUGCCGGGUUGAUCGCGAUCGCGGUGGGACGAGACGUGUUUAGGCCAGACUCCCAAGUCUUCGUAGAGCAAUUGAUCCGAAUACAAAACAGCCCAGUCGAUCCCGGCGAUGCCAUGCUGCCGCACUACCUCAUCGCGACGUGGGCGAAGGUCUGCCAGGCCAUGGGCCCCGAGUUCGAACCUUAUCUACCUGCGGUUAUGCCGCAAUUGUUAAGGGCUGCGAGUGUGAAGGCAGAUGUUUCGAUCUAUGAAGACGAAGACGUCCCGGAAGACAAAGAAGGCUGGGAGACGAUUACUAUGGACGGGAAACAGGUCGUCGUUCGCACUUCCGCCAUCGACGAGAAAUGUCAAGCCUUUGAGACGUUGGUGAACUACGUGUCUACACUCGGGACGCAGUUCGCUCCCUAUUUGAGUCAGACGCUCAAGCUUGUGUUGCCAAGCUUGAGGUUCUAUCUGCAUGAUGGUGUCAGGGAGGCCUGUGCGAUGAUCGUACCCAUGCUCAUCUCUGCCGGCAAAAACUCGAACACGCUAACGAAUCAAAUGAUUUCUGUGACCUACUCCCAAGUCAUCGCCUGCAUCGCCAUCGAAUCUGACGCUUCCUUCCUCUCGUCCCUCUACAGAUCCCUCUCCGACACCCUUCGCGUCGUGGCUGGCCCUUCCUCC